Molecule: messenger RNA, 771 nt
Organism: Malus domestica (apple)
Lineage: Eukaryota; Viridiplantae; Streptophyta; Magnoliopsida; Rosales; Rosaceae
Source: RefSeq, a predicted model, not a curated record
AUGGAUCUUCUUAUUAGACUUUUCAUAAUAUCGGACUUGCGAAUCGGGAAGGUUGUUAAGACCCUAAGAGAUUUGAGUUUCAAUAACGUGCCAUUGCUGGUUGAGGUAUCCAUUUACAAGGGGGGGACUUUUGCUGAAUUCAUAAGGCUUGCGUUCAGUCAACUCUCAUGCCGUCUUUCUCAUUUAGAGACCCUGAAGCUGGAUAUCAGGCAAGCUGUUAGCAUACUUAUCCCAUGUUAUUUGGUUGAGAUCAAAUAUUGUCGCGUCCCUUACUCAGUUAUUGUUGGCUUUCAGGUCUACAAUCAGAAUUAUGCGUUUCCCUCGUUAUCAAAUCUAAAGCAUUUGGAAUUAUUAGUGGAUGCCGACUACUGUCUGUCCCUUGGUCGCUUAGCUUCUUUCAUGAAGGCAGCUCCUGACUUGCGCAGCCUUGUUUUGGGGUUGGAAUUUGGAACCUCCAACGAGGACAUGGCAACUAGAGAAAGUUUCCAAACAACCCCAUCACUGCCUCAAGGUGGUAGAAAUAGCAGGGUAUCGGGGUCACAAGUGUUGCGUAAAGCAUGUCAGGUACUUGGUGAAGAAUGCUGUUGCACUGGAGAAGAUUGUUAUAAAUCCUAUCCGGUUUUGGUGUUGGCCUACGGGAAUGGAGAUCAAUUACCUACUGGAGAACGAGGAAGCGAAUGCAAGAGAUCAUGCCAUCCAACACCUCAAGGAAAAAGUGCCUGCUAGUGUAGAAUUUGUGUGCCUGUAGGAGUGCAGCGCCGCAGUGUUUUU